Penicillium malachiteum is the source of this 1587-nucleotide messenger RNA. RefSeq lists its product as uncharacterized. Bases 1 to 1587 code for a protein of 528 amino acids. The transcript has 5 exons. Lineage: Eukaryota; Fungi; Ascomycota; Eurotiomycetes; Eurotiales; Aspergillaceae. Gene Ontology annotation, biological process: GPI anchor biosynthetic process; protein processing. Gene Ontology annotation, cellular component: glycosylphosphatidylinositol-mannosyltransferase I complex; endoplasmic reticulum membrane. The record is from RefSeq and is a predicted model, not a curated record. Gene Ontology annotation, molecular function: mannosyltransferase activity.
AUGAAACGACGCAUUACCUAUAUUCAGCACCCUGAUGCGCCCUUUGAUGCCCAACAAGCUGCUUUAACCUCGAACUCUCUCACAAUCCACAAUCUUGAGGCCGCCCGUGAGGAUCGCCUUAGCUUUGAUCUCGACGACCUCCCCAAUGAGCUUCGGAAUGUUCUCCAACAAUCACAAGAUCUUCGUCUGCGCUGGGCUACCGAACGACCAUUCGAUGCUAUCGAGCCCUUUGCUAGCAGGGUUUCGCCCGGCUUGCAUGUCCAAUAUACCCCUCUAGAUCCGACCCAAUCAUCGGAGGCAUUAUGCUCUUUACUCCGCACGGCAUUUGAGGCGGACGAGAGUGGGCUUAAUGGGGUGAAUUGCACAACCCCUGAAGAGACCUUUAUCACACCCCCACCACAGGCCGCCCACGCUGGUGCAGCAGCAUCUCUCCAAUACCAUACCGAGCUACCCUCUUUGAAAUCCUUCGUCGACUAUAUUGAGCAAGUUUUCUGCGAUUGGCUUAAAGAUAGGAGUAAUGAAUGCUCCGGCACUGCCAAAUCGCUCCUCGCCGCAGAUACAGUUGACCUCGACUAUGAUAGCAGCUCAAACACUCUAGUCUUGUCAGGGCUUUGGAGCACCGCACCCGAGGGUGGGUGGUCACAGGAGAUAAAAACCCCUUCAUCCAAAAGCGAUAAAGUCGAGUUUGGCUUGCUCGGUGCGGACAGAGGAAUCAGUGCCGAUGAAAUCAAGAUUGGCGGAUUAUUAGCUGUCGUGGGAGAAGAUAAGAAACUAAAGCCUACUAUGUUCUCAUUCCCAUCAAGGCACCACGCUCUUCCCCAGUCCGCCAAAUAUUCGGUCUCAUUUGCACAGCCCACUGGCCUUCAUCCAACAAUGUCUAUAACCAUCCCCCAUUCUUCUCUCCACAGACCAUCGGCGCCGGAUGAUACCACCUGCUCUCUACACACUUAUCUGAUCCUCCCAUCAUCGGUGUUUGGAGACCAGUAUCAGCUUGGGACAACUGACGCCAUAUUCUUACAGUCUCACAACUUAGCAGGCCUCCGCGCUCAUUCGGGUGAAACAGACCUCGAGGCACCAGACUGGGCUGUGAAUCGCUGGGGAUCAACAUGGCUGUUCGAAUUAGCUACACCUGCCGAAAAUGAAUUCACAACUGAACGAUCCGACUGGACCGCUACUGUCCCUCUUCAUCUGCGAUACCUUAAACCUUCGGAGUCAGGAUACCGUCCUGCGCAUGUCCCGUGGCCAGUCGUUUUUUGGGCAUGCAGUGCUGAAGAUCGUGAAGUUGGCAUGGGAAUGAAUCCCUUUGAUCGCACGAAUCUCGGAUAUGAUAAACUCUUCGGGCCUCGUACGUUCUUUUAUCAACUGCAUCCCGAGACGGAUCGCUUAGUCGAGACGGUGGAUAUUCCGGUAUUUCAUUUGAAAGAAGGCGAAGGAUAUUUUCAGACCCGCAAUAUUGAGCUGGGAACAACUAUUGUUAUCUCACUUGGCUUCUUUUGGAUUCUCUGGCGACUUUUGCGAGUGGCUUGGUCGUCUGGUGUAGGAGUAAAUACCACCCACAAGACCGAUGCACGCCACAAGAAGGAAUGA